AUGGCCAAAGGCGAACAGCAUCGACAACAGAGGCGAAUUCUAAAUCCGGCAUUCGGUCCUGCUCAAAUCAGGGAAUUGACUAGCAUCUACGUUGAAAAGGCUCACCAGCUCCGCGAUCUCUGGCGUGACGAAAUAUUAAAACGCGGGCUAGAAUCAGCGCAGAUCGACAUUUUCGCCGGGUUGACCCAGGCGGCGUUAGACAUGAUCGGCUUAGCAGGGUUCCACCAUGAAUUCGGUGCAUUGAGCUCACAGAACGGCGACGAGCUUAUCGAAGCUGUUCACAUCCUAUCUCAGUUGGCGUCAAAGCUGACCGCAAAUUUCCUACGUUUUGUCAAGUGCUAUAUUCCCUCUCUUCGUUUCAUACCAGACCCUAUCGAAAGGCAAGCUAAUGUUGCUCAGGGCAUUAUGCGACGCAUAGGCACGCGGCUUGUGGCCGAGAGCAAGGCUACAAUUGCGAACGCGCGAAAAGGGGAGAAAGGGGUUCGCCUGGAUGGCCGCGAUCUGUUAACGCUCCUGAUAAAGGCUAAUAUGAGCUUGGCGGCGCACCAGCAACUCUGUGACGAGGAUGUAAUAGCUCAAAUUGUUACGUUCCUCGUUGCCGGACAUGAUACAACCGCCCAUGCUGUUGCCUGGUCCUUGUAUGCCCUUGCCUGCGCCCCGCAGGUACAGAGAAAGCUACGCGAAGAACUGCUUCAUGUCCGCACCGAGAAUCCAUCCAUGGACGAGCUGAAUGAGCUCCCAUAUCUCGAUGCAUUUGUUAGAGAGGUGAUGCGAGUGCACUCUCCUGUCCCGGUGGCACUCCGACAGGCGGACAAAGCCGAUAUGAUACCGCUUGCCCACCCUGUAGUUGAUGAACGUGGUCAGGUCCAUGAUGUAGUCAGAAUCCAGGAGGGCCAGACUAUAGUAAUUCCCAUCGCGAAUAUAAACACAUCGAAGGAUCUCUGGGGCGAGGACGCACUCGAAUUCAAACCCGAACGAUGGCUCGAGAACAUCCCUGAGACCAUCCAGCAAGUUCCUGGUGCAUGGGCUAAUUUGAUGACUUUUAUGGGUGGACCGCGAGCGUGUAUUGGGUUUCGUUUUGCUCUUGCCGAGACAAAAGCUUUGCUAUUUUCGCUGGUGUCUGCCUUCGAAUUUGAGCCAUCGACGUCGCAUGAUGCAAUCUUCUCAGUAUCUUCGAUCCUUGAGCGCCCAUAUGUCCAAGGCGAGGAAGAGAAGGGACCUCAGUUGCCGUUGCUACUUAAGCCUUAUCAGCGAUCGUAG
This is a messenger RNA of Fibroporia radiculosa, 1260 nucleotides long. RefSeq lists its product as uncharacterized. Lineage: Eukaryota; Fungi; Basidiomycota; Agaricomycetes; Polyporales; Fibroporiaceae. The coding region runs from base 1 to 1260 and encodes 419 amino acids. Gene Ontology annotation, molecular function: monooxygenase activity; oxidoreductase activity, acting on paired donors, with incorporation or reduction of molecular oxygen; heme binding. The transcript is spliced from 11 exons. The record is from RefSeq and is a predicted model, not a curated record.